UUUGAUUCUAACAUUCCGCUUGGAAAUACUUGUUCAGCAGAAGGUCUGGAAAGAGGAUGCUGUCUCGUCAUUCUGUGCGUUGUGCGCAUGCAGCCGCUUCCGCUCGCGCUCAAGCUAGUAAGGCCACCGAGCAGGUCACCAAACUGUCAAGUGGACUGACGGUCGCUUCUGUGGAUCAUCAGGGCCCUAUUAGCCAAUUGGUGCUACUUUUCCGCGCAGGUUCACGCUACGAAACAUCUAGUCAGCAUGGGCUUGUUCAUCAUUUGCGUAAUUCCGUGGGCACAGACAGUCCGCUUUAUCCUGGGCUUAGCCUUUUGUGGAGCUCUGCAGUCAGCGGAGGGCAAGUGAAAGCUUUCUCAACACGUGACGUAUACGGAGUGUCUUUGGCACUACCUCGUGACGAGAUGUCCAUUGGAGUCUCGAUUCUUGGACACAUAGCCCAACCAGCGUGCAAGCCGUGGGAGCUAGAGGAUGUCGUCUUAACUCUCAAAUCCGACAACGUUUACAAGCAACCAUAUGAUGUGGUUUAUGAAGAUCUUCACCGUGCUGCAUAUCGUGAUGGGUCUUUGGGAAGAUCUGUGUAUGCUUCUAAAGACAGCAUUGGCAAGAUUCACUACAAAACCUUGGUCGACUUUGUUAACAAGCAUCUUACCACCGAGCAAGCGGUACUCUAUGGAUUGAAUACAGAGCACAACCGUAUGGUAGUGUACGGUGAAACCCAUGCUCCAUUGAACAAUGGGCAGAAAAUCGAAGCCGCCCCUAGCCCUUACAAGGGUGGAGAAUGGCGCCAUCCUGCUGGUGGAUCGCUCUCUCAUGUCAUGUUAGCUGGUGAAGGAGCACCGCUGAGCGACGCUAAAGCGAUGGCUGUGCAGGCAGUCCUCCUCGCAUCUCUGGGCAGAGAAUCUGCUGUGCAGUUUUCUGGAAAUUCCCCGAAUGCUGCUGUUUCAAGAGCGGUUGGUGAGAACGCAGCCGUCUCAGCUUUCCAAGCAUCCUAUCAAGACAGUGGACUUGCUGGCGUUUACAUUGUUGGCGACAGCAAACAUAUUGCCAAAGCAGUCAGCUCAGCUGCAUCUGCCAUCAAGAAUUACAAGUGCACUGACCUUGAAGCUGCCAAGCGCGUCGCUGCCAAUGAACUGCUGCGAGCGUCUGCUCACACGUAUCCGUCAGCCAUCGAACGUGCCAUACAGAUUUCUGCUGGACUUACAAGUGAAGGAGCUAUACUGGAAGCUGUAAAAAAUGUAACGGGCGAUGAAGUGGAUGCUGCUGCUAAAAAGAUUUCGAAAAAACUUUCGCUCUCGUGCUACGGAAACGUCGAUCAUGUUCCAUACCUCGAUACGUUGUAGAAGAUCUUCUGAGUGGUGAUAUAGUCUACCUCUCCAGUCGAAGGAAGUUUGACGUACUCUAGCUCAUAGGUUUCAAUAGAUAAUUAUUUUGUGGACCUGGACUUUGAAUGAACAUGUUUUUAAAGAC
Messenger RNA from Cylicocyclus nassatus, 1470 nucleotides. NCBI's taxonomy places the organism in Eukaryota, Metazoa, Nematoda, Chromadorea, Rhabditida, Strongylidae. The record is from the annotation of a GenBank genome assembly.